Drosophila serrata is the source of this 963-nucleotide messenger RNA. It is a transcript of the gene Hs6st, whose product is annotated as heparan sulfate 6-O-sulfotransferase. Gene Ontology annotation, cellular component: membrane. Lineage: Eukaryota; Metazoa; Arthropoda; Insecta; Diptera; Drosophilidae. The record is from RefSeq and is a predicted model, not a curated record. Gene Ontology annotation, molecular function: heparan sulfate 6-sulfotransferase activity.
AUGACCUUAAACAGGAGCUUCACUCAGCUUAUGAUUAUAGGGAGUGCAGAGGGAAUUGCAAUUUUAAGGGUAUGCGCCCUAUCCAAACGCGCCGUGCUACUGCAGUCAUCGGAUAUACUCGCCUAUAAUGAGCUCCCACUCCAUCAGGCCAACAGCAUUAAUGGCAAUUCCAAUGGUAUUACGGCCAUGGCAUCGAAGGCAUCCUCAUCUGCAUCAGCAUCUGCCCCCCAGAACAUCAUCGCCAAUGCCGGGCUGAGCUACGAGGAUGUGCUGAACGAUGAUUUUCAGUUCGACAUGGAUGGCCAUGAUGUAAUGGUCUUUCUGCAUAUCCAGAAAACGGGCGGCACCUCGUUUGGCCGCCAUCUGGUCAGGGAUCUGGACCUCAAGCGUCCCUGCGAGUGCCAGCGGCAAAGGAAGCGCUGCUACUGCUUCCGGCCACAUCGCAAUGAGAACUGGCUCUUCUCCCGCUACUCGACGGGCUGGAAGUGUGGCCUGCACGCCGACUGGACCGAGUUGACCAGCUGCGUGGACGUGGAGCUGGACAAGAAUGAGGGCGAGACGGCCAAGCGGCGAUACUUUUACAUUUCGCUGCUCCGUGAGCCAAUUGCCCGCUACAUGUCCGAGUACCGGCACGUGCGGCGUGGAGCCACCUGGAAGGGAUCGCGGCACUGGUGCCUGGGUCGCCAGGCCUCUGCCGCGGAGCUCCCUGCCUGCUACAAGGGCAAGGAUUGGCUGGACGUGGACCUGGACCAGUUCGCCGGCUGUGAGUCGAAUCUGGCGGCUAACCGGCAGACUCGCAUGCUGGCCGACUUGGCCCUUGUUGGUUGCUACAACAAGUCCUCGAUGCCCGCCCAUGAGAGGGAUCGCGUGAUGCUGGCCAGCGCCAAGCGCAAUCUGGCCGCCAUGGCCUACUUUGGACUGACUGAGUAUCAAAAGGUGAGCUUGAACACUGAUUAUAAAUAA